Messenger RNA from Closterium sp. Naga37s-1, 4695 nucleotides. NCBI's taxonomy places the organism in Eukaryota, Viridiplantae, Streptophyta, Zygnematophyceae, Desmidiales, Closteriaceae. The record is from the annotation of a GenBank genome assembly.
AUGCUCAAUGCCCCAUGCUCCAUGCCCAUGCUCAUGCCCCAUGCUCAUGCCCCAUGCUCAUUGCCCCAUGCCCCAUGCUCAUGCCCCAUGCUCAUGCCCCAUGCUCAUGCCCCAUGCUCAUGCCCCAUGCCAUCACCAUCCGCCCCCAUGCUCAUGCCCCAUGGCAUCCAUGCCCCAUGCUCAUGCCCCAUGCCUCAUGCCCCCCCCAUGCUCAUGCCCUCAUGCCCCUGCUCAUGCCCCAUGCUCAUGCCCCAUGCUCAUGCCCCAUGCUUCAUGCCCAAUGCUCAUGCACCAUGCUCAUGCCCCAUGCUGCAUGCCCCAUGCUCAUGCCCCAUGCUUCAUGCCCCAUGCUCAUGCCCCAUGCUCAUGCCCCAUGCUCAUAGCCCCCCCAUGCUCAUGCCCCAUGCUCAUGCCCCAUUCUCAUGCCCCAUGCUCAUGCCCCAUGCUCAUGCCCCAUGCUCAUGCCCCAUGCUCAUGCCCCAUGCUCCCUGCCCCAUGCUCAAUGCCCCAUGCUCAUGCCCCAUGGCCCCUGCUCAUAGCCCCAUGCUCAGCCAUGCUCGCCCAUGCUCAUGCCCCCAUGCUCAUGGCCCCAUUGCUCAUGCCCCAUGCUCAUGCCCCUGCUCAUGCCCCAUGCUCAUGCCCCAUGCUCAUGCCCCAUGCUCAUGCCCCAUGCUCAUGCCCCAUGCUCAUGCCCCAUGCUCAUGCCCCAUGCUCAUGCCCCAUGCUCAUGCCCCAUGCUCAUGCCCCAUGCUCAUGCCCCAUGCUCAUGCCCCAUGCUCAUGCCCCAUGCUCAUGCCCCAUGCUCAUGCCCCAUGCUCAUGCCCCAUGCUCAUGCCCCAUGCUCAUGCCCCAUGCUCAUGCCCCAUGCUCAUGCCCCAUGCUCAUGCCCCAUGCUCAUGCCCCAUGCUCAUGCCCCAUGCUCAUGCCCCAUGCUCAUGCCCCAUGCUCAUGCCCCAUGCUCAUGCCCCAUGCUCAUGCCCCAUGCUCAUGCCCCAUGCUCAUGCCCCAUGCUCAUGCCCCAUGCUCAUGCCCCAUGCUCAUGCCCCAUGCUCAUGCCCCAUGCUCAUGCCCCAUGCUCAUGCCCCAUGCUCAUGCCCCAUGCUCAUGCCCCAUGCUCAUGCCCCAUGCUCAUGCCCCAUGCUCAUGCCCCAUGCUCAUGCCCCAUGCUCAUGCCCCAUGCUCAUGCCCCAUGCUCAUGCCCCAUGCUCAUGCCCCAUGCUCAUGCCCCAUUUCCCAUGGCCAUGCCCCAUGCUCCGUGCCACAUGCCCCAUACCCUAUGCCUACCCACAGGCCGAUGUGGGGUUCUCAGGGUUCCGCUUUGACUAUGGCAAGGGGUACAGCGCAGAGUAUGUGCGGGGGUAUGUGCAGGGGGCACGCCUGCGCCUGUGUGUGGGCGAGUACUGGGACACCUGUAACUACGUCGGGGCACAAUACGACCUCGAUUACGACCAGGGUUGUGGGCAUGUCUGUGUCUGGGCACGCCUGCGCCUGUGUGUGGGCGAGUACUGGGACACCUGCAACUACAUUGGGGCGCAAUACGACCUUGAUUAUGACCAGGGUUGUGGGCAUGUCUGUGUCGGGGCACGCCUGCGCCUGUGUGUGGGCGAGUACUGGGACACCUGCAACUACAUUGGGGCGCAAUACGACCUUGAUUAUGACCAGGGUGGGGUGCGCCUGUGUGUGGGCGAGUACUGGGACACCUGCAACUACGUCGGGGCUCAGUACGACCUUGACUACGACCAGGGUGGGUGGGAGGGUGAGGGGCCAGACUCGCACCGGGGGCGCAUAGUGGAGUGGGUUGAAGGGGCGGGCAGGCUGGCAGCGGUCUUUGACUUCACCACUAAAGCCAUUCUGCAGGAGGCAGUGAAAAGGAAGGAGUGGUGGCGGCUAAAGGACAAGGAAGGCCGCCCGCCAGGCGUGAUGGGCCUGCUGCCCUCUCAUGCCGUCACAUUUGUCGAUAAUCAUGACACCGGCUCCACUCAGGCUCAUUGGCCAUUCCCCUCUCAUGCUGUCAUCCAGGGCUAUGCAUACAUCCUCACACACCCGGGCAUUCCGUCCGUGUUUUACGACCAUUUCUUUGACUGGGGCACGGAUCUCAAGAAUCAGAUCCAGCAACUGAUUGAUGCUCGGAGGAGGGCAGGCAUACAUAGCCGUUCUUUGAUCCAGAUACUGGCAGCAGAUGACAGCAGAUAUGCCGCCAUCGUUGGGGGGAAUUUGUGUGUGAAGAUUGGAGAUGGGGAGUGGAGCCCUGAGCUCCAUCUGGGAGUCAACAGCGUGGAGGUUUCAGAACCAGUAGCAUCAGAGGACGGUGCCUUGUCCCCACCUUCACUGCACACAUUGCUUCCCUCCCUUCCCCCACCCAACCCUCAUCAGAGCUCCAUCUGGGCGUGGAGCAGCGUGAAGUGCCUCAUCCCACAUUCAGAGCGCUCCCCACCACCCCUCCCUUUCCCCACCCAACCAUCAUCAGAGCUCCAUCUGGGAGUCAACAGCGUGGACGUUUCAGAACCAGUAGCAUCAGGGGUGGGCGUGCUGCAUUUGUUUGCAUCGCACGCACGAGCCUUCCGACCCGGGCCCACUUCCCUUUUCCGUUCCUUCCCAAACUCCUGUGCAGAGCUUCAUCUGGGAGUCAACAGCGUGGACGUUUCAGAACCAGUAGCAUCAGGGGUGGACGGUGGCACCACCCCUGUCUGCAUCGCUCGCACGCGUCUCCCCGCUCGGCCGCGCCUGAGGGGCGUGUCUCGCGGGUUCCACGUGCUCAGAGUCACGGCCACCAUCCCUGCUGUGGGAAUGCCACGUGGCGCUUUUUCCCCCCCCGCGCCCAAGUUCGAGUUCUGCGUGCAUUGGAAUGCCUCGCAGCCCCUAGGGGAGUGCCCAAGGGGGGCAUGGCGAGCAGCGGACAGGAAGGGGAGGUGGGUGGUGCUGCGGUCGCCUUUCGAGGGCGCGUUCAUUGAUGUGAAACGAGAGGGUGGGGUCGUUGGGGAUCAUGACGUCAGCAUCAAAGUAGACGAAGACCUGGAGCCUCAUCGGGUGGUGUUCUUUGUCCUGGGGUUCCUGCUCAUGCUGCUGGCGGGCCAUCUAAGCUCUAUGGUAGCGUUCUACUACGGAGGGGGCAUGACGUUGGGUGUGCUGCUCGUGGUCAUCGUUAUCCUCUACCAGGUCUCCAUGGUAGCGCUCUACUACGGAGGGGGCAUGACGCUGGGUGUGCUGCUGGUGGUCAUCGUUAUCCUCUACCAGCUCCAUGGUAGCGUUCUACUACGGAGGGGGCAUGACGCUGGGUGUGCUGCUGGUGGUCAUCGUUAUCCUCUACCAGGUGUGUGUGUGGUGUAUCUGUGGCGUAUCUCCAUGGUAGCGUUCUACUACGGAGGGGGCAUGACGCUGGGUGUGCUGCUGGUGGUCAUCGUUAUCCUCUACCAGGUCUCCAUGGUAGCGUUCUACUACGGAGGGGGCAUGACGCUGGGUGUGCUGCUGGUGGUCAUCGUUAUCCUCUACCAGGUCUCCAUGGUGGCCUUCUACUACGGAGGGGGCAUGACGCUGGGCGUGCUGCUCGUGGUCAUCGUGAUCCUGUACCAGGUCAUGCGGUUGCUGCCCCUGGGUCGCAAGAGCAGCCUUCAGAUCCUCCUCUAUGGCUCGCUGAUGGGGUUCAUAGGUGUGAUCAUAACGUACGUCUCGGGGGCGGUCAAGACUGUCAUGGAGCCUCUAGGCCUUGGUGAUGACGUCAUCUCUCCGGUGGUGGUGUUUGUGCUUGUACUGGUGGUGCUUAUAGGAGCAGCGCUGGGUUUCUGGGUGGUGCGGAAAUUCAUCCUCUCGCCCACAGGGGAGCUCGACCCCCCUACAGUGUCCUUCGUAAAAUGGGGGCUCAGAAUAAUUGCAGCUACACUGCUUAUCAUGAGUUCAGCGGAUGCCAUCAUAGCCACGUCCCUCCUCCUCCUCUCCCUCACCACCACCCUCCUCCUGCACCUCCUCUCCCCCCGCGCCCUCGCCCUCCUCUCCCCCUCCGCCACACCCUCUGCCACCCCCACCACCUCCUUCCUUGCCCGUGCUUGCGUUCGGAAAGGCGAGCAAGCAGCAGAGCAGGAAGGGGAGGUGGGGGGGAUGGGGGGGAUUGGGGGUGCCUUUUCUCCCCCCCAGCAAUACGGCACACCCCCUCAGGGGCCAAUGGGAGGAGUGGGGGGGGGCCAGGGGUAUAUGACACCCACGAGGGGGGUUGAAGCGUCGCCUUACAUGCGCAUGGGAACGCCCUUCCAGGGACCACCAGGUACGGCGUUUGAGACGUCUCAAAACUGGGAGGUACGCCGCGCACUCCUCUCCCCUCCUCCCCACUCGCUCGUACCAUCUGCCCCUCCUCCAACCACCGCACGCCACACCGCCGCCACCUCACCCCGGCACAGGCAGCAGCAAUCUCACACCAGCACGCCUCGCACCCCCUCCUCCCCUCUCUCCCGCUCGGUCUGUCCCUCCUCCUUCCACCGCACGCCACACCGCCGCCACCUCACCCCGGCACAGGCAGCAGCAAUCUCACACCAGUGCACCCACGCUGCCCUGCAAGAUCUGGCUUAUUCCCCCGGGUUCGGGCAGUGGGUGCUGCAUAACUUUGACCGGAUAGCUAUUACCCCGAGGAUUCUGAGGGAGGAGCGGAGUGAGGGGGAGAUUGCUGCUACAGCUGAGAUGGAGGAGGGGUUUGAGGAGGAGGGGUAG